AUGCCAGGAUUUUCUUGCUGUGUUCCAAGGUGCUAUAAUAACAACAAGAAACAUCGUCAUUUAAAGUUUUACAAUUUUCCUAAAGACGAACAACUAAGAAAGAUAUGGAUCGCGAAAAUAAAACGACAAGGGACGAACGGGAAGUUUAGUAUUUUCAAACCAACAACUGGACAUCGCGUUUGCUCGGAACACUUUGUUGGCGGAAUAAAGACGUACACGAACAAUAUUCCAACAGUUUUCUCGUGGAAUAGGGAUGAUGCAAAACCAAACAGGAGGAUUCYUGUGCGAAACCAAUUGCCAUCCACUCCGCCGAGACAGUACGACACAAGCCACUCCAUUUUAAACGACCACUCUUACGCCAUACAUUCAACUAACACGGCUGACUUGKCCAAAACAAUAAAAGAAAAAGAUGAAAUCAUUCACCAGUUACAGUUAAAAGUCGAGCAACUAGAGAGGGAAAUUGAAAAGAAUGAAAAAGAAGCCGAAUUCACUCGGAAAUGUGCAGAUGAUCUGAAAACAAAACUAGCUCAGCUGGAAGAAAGAUUUUGCAACCAAAAAAACGAUCUACAACAAGCACAUAAAGAACUAACAGACAAGACAUUUUCUGUUACAUCACUAAGGGACAAACCCGAUAAGUUCAAGUUUUAUACUGGUUGYAGUCACUCUGAAUUCUUAACACUCUACGAUUUGUUGUCACCGGAUGUUCCUCAUUUAAUAAAUUGGGGAUCAACACCACUAAAGGAGACAGAGGAGGGCAAUAUUAAACGUGCCAGAAACCACAAACUUACCACUGAGGACCGGCUAUUAAUGGUUUUGAUGAGAAUUAGAGUUGGAUUGCUUGAAGAAGACCUGGCUUAUAGGUUUGGUAUUCAUCACACGACUGUGUCAAGAAUCUGCAGAACAUACUAUGACCUUAUGGCGACUCGAUUCCGCCAAGUCCCUAUCUGGCCAUCUAAGAGCUUAGUCCAGAGGGAAAUGCCAGAGUGUUUCAGGCAUGAAUACCCUACAACCCGUGUCAUCCUUGAUUGCACAGAGCUUUUCAUUGAAACUCCUUCGCACUUCCGUGUACAGGCCGAAACUUAUUCUUCGUACAAAAAUCACAACACUGCCAAAGGUCUCAUAGGUAUCUCACCAAAUGGUUUYAUAAGCUUUGUUUCUGAUUUGGUUCCUGGAAGAAUGUCAGACAAGGAAAUCACCUUAAAUAGUGGGCUGAUAGAUCACCUGAGUGAAGGGGACUCAGUUAUGGCAGACAGAGGUUUUGUGAUUGAUGAAUAUCUUGCCAAAAAAUCAGUUCAUCUCAACAUCCCACCUUUYAUGACAGGACGACAACUAUCUCCAUCUCAAGAAAGGGAAACAAGAAGAAUAGCCAGGGUUAGGAUUCAUGUUGAACGUGCAAUUGAAAGAAUUAAGAACUAUAGAAUCUUGAAUUUCACAUUUCCUAACUCAAUGGCUAAUGAUCUUAAUAAAAUAUGGGUUAUUUGUUGCUAUUUAGUGAAUUUUACAACCAACCCAAUUGCUUCAGAUAAAAACAGUACAAACAGCAAAGGCAGUUAA
Molecule: messenger RNA, 1554 nt
Organism: Exaiptasia diaphana
Lineage: Eukaryota; Metazoa; Cnidaria; Anthozoa; Actiniaria; Aiptasiidae
Exons: 3
Coding region: 1-1554 (517 amino acids)
Source: RefSeq, a predicted model, not a curated record